Molecule: messenger RNA, 984 nt
Organism: Symbiodinium sp. CCMP2456
Lineage: Eukaryota; Dinophyceae; Suessiales; Symbiodiniaceae
Source: the annotation of a GenBank genome assembly
AUGUCUGCCGCGGUCGAAGAUGUGCAGGUACAGGCAAAUGCCGCGAGGCAGUGCAGUAACUUCACCUACAAGGGGCGUUGCGGCUACGCCAACUGCCGCUUCCUUCAUGAUGAGUCUGCGAGGCAGGCGGCCUUGGAAGAGAGGGCACAGGCGAAGCAGGCGACGAUUUCAAGAUCCUCUGCUAGCAUCAGGCCCUGCGAUGUUCCACCUCCGCCUCAGGGUAGGCCAAGCGUGCCGGCCAGCCUACGCUUCUUGUUGGGGGGUGAGUCCGUGCGCUCGCAUCCGUACCUGAAGAAGUUCGCGGCGAUGCCCUGGCUCCAGCGGCUCAUGGACUCGCCCUUCUGUCAGAAGCUCUUCCACGUCCAGGGCAAGAGGCUCCGCAAGGAGCUCACAGAGGCCAUCGGCCUGCUCCACGCAUGCGAACGUGCCUUGAGCAAGCACGCAGGGAAGGAGGACGAUGGAAGCAAAGGUCGCCCAGUGACCAUCGUGGAUUUGUGUUCUGGCAAAGGUUUCGGAAGUCUGGUUCUGGCAUGCUCUUUUCCCGAUUCGCAAGUCAUCGCGGUGGAUCUGAAUCCGAACAUGGACCUGGCGCACUUCGGACUUUGUCCCAACCUCUCCUUCAGAGAGAUGAACUUGGAAUCGGCCUCCACGACCGGUGAACUGGUUGACAUGCUCACAUCACGACCGCAAGACGGGCUGGUGCUGCUCGUUGGUGUCCACCUUUGCGGCAUGCUGUCCAUCCAUGCUGCGAGACUCUUCCGGCAGGUUCCUAGGCCUGCUGCCCUUGUCCUGGCGCCAUGCUGCUUGGACAAGCGGUUGCCAGGCAUCAAGCAGCGCGCGAAGAGAUUGGGAAUAGAUCCGUAUGUUUACUGGUGCCUGAAGCUGCUCAUCGAGGAGGUGCCUGCGAGCUGCAGGCGCGAGCUCUUCCAAGACGAUGACAUGCAGACUUCUCGCAAUUCCUUCGUGAUCGGACUCAAGUCCUGA